Molecule: messenger RNA, 1434 nt
Organism: Rotaria socialis
Lineage: Eukaryota; Metazoa; Rotifera; Eurotatoria; Philodinida; Philodinidae
Source: the annotation of a GenBank genome assembly
AUGUUCAAUUAUGCGACGAUUAAACAACUUCUUUUACUCUAUUCAGAUAUAUUUGAAGAUCGUUCAAGUUCAUUAUUUGCUUUUCAACAUUUUCACUUUGAUUCACGCAUAUCAAAUAUGAAUAUUGGAGCGUGGCCUAUGGAAAAAGAAGUAUUAACUGAUUGUCAUGUGCAACAUCGAGAAACAUCAUUAAUAGAUCAUAAUCAACUUUUUUGGACGAAAGUUCUUCUACAAACAAGUCCAUAUGAUGAAAAACGGUAUCGUCAAAUUACUUCCAAUGCAUGUGAACGAAUCGUUCAAGAGGAAAAGAAAUCGUCUUCAUCAAGAACAACUUUGCAUCGUCCAUCGAGUGUCGUAGCUGUAAGUUUCAGUGAAACAAGUACAAGACAACAUAGUUCAACUAAUCGUUCGACAUCAAAACCGAUGAGUUCAUCAGUGAAUUCAAGAAAAAAACUUUCCUAUACACGAUUUUCAUGCUAUCUAAAAUCUCAUAAUACAAAUAAUUAUUCAAAAAAAUUUAAAACAAAACUAUCAACAGUCGUACCAAAAAAUAAUAAUUACUAUCAUCAUCAAACUAAUAUGAACUGUUUGUCAUCAAGAAAAAACUUGGUUAAAUCAACUAAUCAAUGUAAUGAAAAGCUUUGUCAAAAAUGUCUAAAAUCAAUACAAAUCAAUUCCAAACAUAUAUCAUCGAAUUCGUUUUGUCAGGCGUGUUCUCAUUUAAUAAAAAGCUCUAAAAAUAAGAUCAUUCCAUUAAAAACAUUUUCUUUAAAUAAAAGUGAAGAAAAUGAAUUACGUCAAAUAAUUGAAAUAAUUAUUGAAGAAUUUCAAGAUCAUUUUGGUCAAGCAUUAAAUUUAUCUAUUAAACAAAUGACUCAACAUUUACUUUCAAAUAUAAGUCUUUUCUAUAAUCAUUAUCAACAAGAAUUUGAACAAUUAACAAGAAAAUAUCGUCUCGAAUUUCUCGAACGCUUUAUUACACUAAUGAAUAAAUAUCAAAAUUCUGAAGCAAACACAAAUCAUAUUAUUCAAAAGAAUAAAUUAUCCAUCCAUGAUCGAAAUUCUAUCACACAUCCACCAGAUAUAUUAUCAAUGUCAUCACUUAGUGGUUCAUUAGCUACAACAAAAGAUCGAUCUGAAAUUCGUAGAAAUGCAAUGACACCAUCGAAUUCAAUAUCAUCAGCCACAACAUCAAAUCGUUCAAUUUCUAUUGAUACAAAAAAUAAUUUAAAUAGGGAUCGAAAAAAUCUUUCAACUCGAAAUAGCUCAUCUAAGAAAACAAUUACUUUAAAUAGAAGUAGACAAAGACAAUCAUUAAGUAAAUCAAGUAAACAAACGUCCUCAUCACGUCCACUGAUUGAUGCAUAUCGUUUUCGCGAUACUUUACGAAUCAACAAUACUCAUUUUUCUUCUCCACAUUCAAAACUUCGAUGA